UUGCACCCUACAGGUUACCAACAAGAUUAGCCGGUCAUUACCAAUGACGUGGCAUUGUACCGUUGUUGUGGGACCCAUUUGACACCGUUCUUUCUUUUAAAACCCCCAAUUCUGGUCAUCCCCCUUAUUUCCCCUGCUCAUCAUCUUCAACCUCUUCCUCCUCUUCGAUCACCACUGCAAAUACCUUCUUCCACCAUUUUUUUUUUCUUAUAGCUUCUUCCACCACUACAAAUAGCUUCUUCCACGUUAAUGGAUUAUGGGCGUUCUGUUUCUGGAUAUUCACAAAAUUCACGAAUGGUUUUGAAAUGCGAAUGCGGCAACGAUGCGGUUGUGCGAACUGUGAAACACGGGCCUAAUGUUGGAAUGAAGUUCCAUGGAUGCCCUUUAUGGCCAAACACGAAAUGUAUUUUUUUCAGAUGGAUAAGUGAUCAUAAUCAGAAUGAAGAGCUUGAAAUAAAGAUGUUGGAGAUGGAGCAACAACAACACUUGAUGGCAGAGAAAAACAAAAAGUUAAAGGGGAAGAAAAAGAAUCUGGAGGAGGAGAAUCAGGAACUGAAAAUCGAGCUUUGCCACACGCGCGUUGAGCUUAUGAAGACCUCUAGAAAUGAGAAGAAUUUCUCCAUGGCCUUGUUAUGUUCUUGGGUGUUUUUUUGCAUCCUACUUAUGUAUUUGAAGUAGUUGGUAGUUGGUGAAUUGGUUUGCGUUUUGUUGGAAUGCAGGAGUUAUGGAAAACUCGGGGUUUUAGUAGCUUUGUAGAAGUUUACUAGAUUUUAACAUGUAAUGUAUUGAAAUUGCAUCAAUGAAGCUACAACUUGUUUACACAAUAAUAUCAGUUUCAAACA
Messenger RNA from Spinacia oleracea (spinach), 842 nucleotides. RefSeq lists its product as uncharacterized. The transcript has 2 exons. Gene Ontology annotation, molecular function: zinc ion binding. The record is from RefSeq and is a predicted model, not a curated record. The coding region runs from base 250 to 678 and encodes 142 amino acids. NCBI's taxonomy places the organism in Eukaryota, Viridiplantae, Streptophyta, Magnoliopsida, Caryophyllales, Amaranthaceae.